Molecule: messenger RNA, 2214 nt
Organism: Athalia rosae (coleseed sawfly)
Lineage: Eukaryota; Metazoa; Arthropoda; Insecta; Hymenoptera; Athaliidae
Product: D(2) dopamine receptor-like
Exons: 4
Coding region: 775-1806 (343 amino acids)
Biological process (GO): chemical synaptic transmission; G protein-coupled receptor signaling pathway, coupled to cyclic nucleotide second messenger
Cellular component (GO): dendrite; membrane
Molecular function (GO): G protein-coupled serotonin receptor activity; neurotransmitter receptor activity
Source: RefSeq, a predicted model, not a curated record
GGAUAGAGGAGAAUGGAUCGGAAAACCAUCCCUAAUAAAUUGGAUGUUGAGUAUACGCAUCAGAUUGAUAUCAGAUCAGUAAUCAGUUGAGCUAUUCAAGUGAGAACCAAGCAGAUGGUGGUAGAAAUGGUACCCUGUUAAAUUUCCCGCUUGUAGCUUGUGGCUAGAUUAUAAAUGACAUGACUAUACCGUAGGAUGGUGAUCCCUACAAUGUUCCAUACUAGCAGUUAGUAUGUGUUAAUCGCUCUUAGAGUCAGGGUGACGUUCUACACCGUCUGAUAAAUCGUAAUAUAAAGGUUCGAAUAAAAAAGGGACAAAUAAUAAGGGAAGGAAAAGGGAAGGAUCAAAGGAGGGAAGAGGAGUUUGAAUUAGACGAAAUUUAUAAGCAGUGAUCGGCCCUACGUGUUCACCUUGGAAUUAGAAUUUCAAAUUAGCUAAUAUUUGUGUUUAAGAUAAAUUAGAAGAACGAAGAUCAUCAAAACGUCGCUAGUUCCCAAGGAAGUAGCAUGAUCACGGGAACAAUUUGUUGCAUAGUGAAUUUCAGUUUUUUAAUAAUAAAUCCUAAUAAAUCAAAUGAUUAUCGUAUAAUUGAUAAUAUAAAUGGUAUUUAAAAAGAAAAAAUCGGUCAAACAAGACUAGUUAUACGUGAAAACCAUCAUUUGUGAUGGUAAUAACGACAACGACAAGAAUAAUAACAUCAUGAUUAGUGUGACAGGGAUUUGUUUUUAUGUGUGAUCCACUAAAUGGAAAAGUCAGUAAAACUCAGUCGUAUAAAUGCUGUCCAGUAGCCACAUGAUUUGGUCAGUGAUAGACGGUUUGCUCUGUGUAAUAAUAAUAUUUGGGAACACUUUAACUAUACUGGCAAUUAGGCUGAGCCGUCGUCUGAGAAAUGUCAAGUCAAAUCAUUUCGUCCUGAGUUUAGCAAUUUCAGAUUUUCUUGUCGGACUGACACUGCCCUACCACCUUUCUUUUUAUAUAGUAGAUGAAUUGAACCUAGUAAAAGUCGCUUGCGUAUCAAGAUUUGUCCUGAUUUCUUUCGCCUGCUCAGCCAGCAUAUACAACCUUAUCGCUAUCGCUGGAGACAGAUAUAUUUCAAUUGUUCAUCCUUUGAAAUACACAAGGUACAUGAGCAAAAAAGUCGUCUACGUGAUUAUUGUCAUAGGCUGGAUGACUGCCCUCGGUAUAUCAAGUAUACCGACUUGGUGGAAUUGUUUCGACUUCGCCGACGAAUGCGAAAUGGACACUGUCCUACCUAGAUAUUAUACAGUGGCAGUUUUAACGCCAAUGUUGUUCGUCUCGUGGAUAACAAUGUUCGUUUUAUAUUGGCGAAUUUGGAGGGAAGCCAGCACCCAUGCCCAAAGAUUGAGGGACAAUAGUCUGUACAACGAUGUACCGAGCGACUGGAAAAGCGUACAGGUAGUUCUUAUGGUACUCGGAUGUUUUUCAAUCUGUUGGUUACCGUACUUGAUAGUGGCAUGCACACGUUCUUUCGACUGGAGUUCAAAAGCAUCUCCAGUAACAUAUAAAGCGAUGUUUUCCCUAGCUAUGGCAAACAGCGGAAUGAAUCCGAUUAUUUACGCGUGGAAAAACACUAAUUUUCGCAAGGCGUUUGAAAGGUUGUUGCACUUUGAGUCUCCAGAUCGAAACUGUUUCAAUUCGAGCCUGAAAAACUACUUGAAGAAACAACAGGAACUCAUGAAGAUAGAAUCAGGUGGCAGUCAGGAGACCGACAGUGCUGGGAUAAAAACGAUAAGCGAUAAUUAUUGUUUCGAAACGGAAGAGAGGGCACAAAUCACAGCUGUAUAGACGUCUGUAUAUCGGAAUCUCCAAACAAAAAUAUAACAUGCAGUGUGCACGAUGUAACGUAACUAUUUGAGUUUCUGACUCACGCACCUCAACUCCAGUUACUCCAAGGGCAGUUUUGAUGUUUGGCGUCAUCCUGAAUGGCACCUUCUCAGGCACUCUCAAGGUCUUUCCCUUCUCAAAGCAUACGUUGUAAUCAAUGUGAACUACUUCUCCGGUGUUAAGGUCUACCAGGACAUUGUCCAAGUGACGAUCACCCAGUCCAAUUAUAUAUCCAAUUAUCGACAUCACUGCAACGGAGUAGGAAUAAUUUUUUGUCGCCUGCCACCAGCUGCCAGGAUUUAUGCUGUUGCACCAUAUUUCUCUAAAUUUGGUGAGAAAGGAAGAGAGAUUAAAAGUGCUUGAAAACAA